UAAACCAGCUGUAUGCAAAUACUAUAUUGCAUGUUAUUUAUCUGUUUCUUUUCCCUCCCUGACUUAGGAGCUAAUUCCUCUAAUCCUGUGUACAGCUUGCCUCCACCCUGAACCCAAGGAGAGGGAUCAGCUUCUACACAUUCUGUUCAACCUAAUUAAACGUCCAGAUGAUGAACAAAGACAGAUGAUUUUAACAGGCUGUGUAGCAUUUGCUCGGCAUGUUGGACCUACCCGUGUUGAGGCUGAACUUUUACCACAGUGCUGGGAGCAGAUCAAUCACAAAUAUCCAGAGCGAAGAUUGCUGGUGGCUGAAGCCUGUGGAGCCCUUGCACCCUACUUGCCUAAAGAGAUUCGCAGUUCAUUGGUGCUCUCAAUGCUGCAGCAGAUGUUGACAGAGGAUAAGGCAGAUCUUGUGCGAGAAGCAGUCAUUAAAAGCCUUGGUAUUAUUAUGGCUUACAUUGAUGAUCCUGACAAAUAUUUGCAGGGUUUUGAAUUGCAGAUGUCUGCCUUAAAUGACCCCUCAGAAAGGGUAAUUAAUGCUACGCAUCAAGUUUUCCUGCCAGCUUUUGCAGCAUGGACCACAGAGCUGGGUAAACUUCAGUCCCAUCUCAUUCCGACUCUGCUAAGCAACAUUGAAAAAAUACUCAGGGAUGGAGAGCAUGGACUCGACGAGCAUAAACUCCACCUACAUCUUUCAGCCAUGCAAUCACUAAUUCCGCCACUUUUUGCACUGGUUCUGAAAAAUGCUCCUUUUGCAAGUAAAGCAAAGCUUCAAGGAGAAGUGCCACAGAUAGAGGUGACAAGAUUCCCGCGACCGGCCUCCCCUCUUCAAGAUGUGGCGACAAUCAUUGGAAGCCGAGAACAGUUAUCAGUGCUAUUGCAACUCUAUGAUAAUCAACUAGAACAUGAGGGCACAACUGGCUGGGAGAACCUUCUGUGGGUCGUUAACCAGCUAUUACCACACUUGAUAGAAACUGUUGGUAAAAUUAAUGUUACCUCCACAUCCUGUGUCCAUGAUUUCUCCCGGUAUUUCUGGAGGCUGUGUCGGACGUUUGGUAAAAUUUUCACAAAUACGAAGGUAAAACCACAGUUCCAAGAAAUACUAAGGCUUUCAGAAGAAGCUGUUGACGUAUCGGCCACAGCCGGCAAUGGGGUGCUAACAAAGGCAACAGUUCCCAUAUAUGCAACAGGGGUACUCACUUGUUACAAUCAGGAAGAAGACCGGAAACUCCUCGUGGGAUUUUUGGAAGAUGUAAUGACCACACUUUCGUUAUCUCAUGCACCUCUUGAUAGUCUGAAGGCUUCAUUUGUGGAACUAGGAGCAAAUCCAGCAUACCAUGAGCUGCUGUUAACAGUUUUGUGGUAUGGUGUUGUGCACACUUCAGCGCUUGUUAGAUGCACUGCUGCUAGAAUGUUUGAGCUGAUCGUGCGAGGCAUGAAUGAAGCCUUAAUUGACAAGCGGGUUGCACCGGCUCUUGUUACCUUAUCCAGUGACCUUGAAUUCUCAGUACGAAUAGCUACAAUACCUGCUUUUGGCACUAUUAUGGAAACAGUAACCCAGAGAGAGCUUUUGGAAAGAGUCAAGAUGCAGUUGGCUUCGUUUCUUGAAGAUCCACAGUACCAUGAUCAACACUCUCUGCACGUGGAAAUAAUCAAGACUUUUGGAAGAGUUGGGCCGAAUGCUGAACCAAGAUUUAGGGAUGAAUUUGUUCUCCCUAACCUACACAAGUUGGCGAUCUCAAACAACCAGCAAGCAAUUGACACAAAAAGAUUGGACAUUGCCAUUCAGUUGUUUGAAGCCUAUAGUGCAUUGUCCUGUUGCUUUAUUUCGGAAGAACUGAUGGUAUGCCAUUUUCUCCCUGGACUGAAGUGUUUGCGAACGGAUAUGGAGCACCUUUCGCCAGAGCAUGAGGUUAUUCUCGGCUCCAUGAUUAAGGAAUGUGAACAGAAGGUAGAAAACAGGACAGCCCAAGAGCCCCAGAGCUCUAUGUCUAUUGCUGCAAGUCUUGUAAGUGAAGACACAAAGACAAGGUUCUUGAAUAAAAUGGGCCAGCUCUCCACUUCUGGUGCAAUGUUGGCAAAUGUGUUCCAGAGGAAGAAGUGAUUUGAAGCAAGACAGUCCAUUUACACUAAAUUGACCUCUUGUCGGUCAAAAAUCUUGUACUUGAAGUAAAUUUUUUGCCUUUUUAAACAAUUUUGUUCUGGUAAUUAUUUUAUUCUAACUUCCAAAGAUAUUUGCACUUAAUAUUUUUGUGUGUAUAUUGUGUUUCCUGUGUGAUGGGUGUAAAGACGAUAGUGUCGGUGUCUAUGUAUUUUGUUGUCUUUUGCUGUAUCCAGUAUUUUCUCAUAUGGGCAAUUUUUUUUCUCCUUAGUCUGCAAAUGAGACUUUGAACAGUAAAUACUUGUAUUAUACACUGAAGCACUAUAUCUGUAACCUCUUGGAUAUAUUGUAAAUUCCACAUCGGUGUCAAAAUAAUGAAGUGAAAACCAUUUGUGUAUUUAAUUAUGGGGGAUCCGUUCAGACUGCUUUUAUGGACUGGAUUCUUGACUGAUGAUUAAAAAGUCACCAGCAUAUUCCUGUGCCUUCCGACCAGAAGAAAGCAAGACUACAGCAUAAUACAUGACCUUGGAAAUUGCCAUAGGGAAGCUGUUUUGUCACUUAGUGUUUCUUUUUAAAUUCAGAACUAUUUUCUGUUGUGUUGCAGUAAAAAUGACCUCUUUCUUUGCAAUAAGCAGUUAAAUAGUUCAGUUGUGUUGAUGAAGAAGCCACGAUUUCUUUACUAACUUUACACUUGUAAAAUCAGGAAUGUGAAUUAGCGUAUCUGUUUUGUGAUGUUUAUAUCAAAAGACAUUGCAGAAAGGCUGUGAAUAUUGAAUUCCUGCAUAGCUUUUAAUUCAGCUCAGUUUUAACUGUGACCAAGGGAUGUCGGUUACAUUUAACUGAACAAAUGAACCAAACGCAAGCUGCAUGAGUGUACUGUUUACCUGCAGUGCAAUACUUUUUUUUCCAUGUAAAGUUCGGAGAUUAUUAUAUUUCACUAGCUGGAAGUUUGUGUAAUCUUAAUAUAAAUCUUAUAAUGUUUGUUUGCGCUGGUUGAAAGAUUUCAAGCAAAACACAGUAGAUUAGAUAUUCAAUAAUGUAAUUUUAAAUAGUUUGUGAAUGGUGAUUGAAACAAUAAAAGUAUUUCUGUGCCACGAUCCCUUUUACGUUAAUCAUGUAGCAUUCUUACCUUUGAGUAUGGAGGAACUGACCAAAACACUUGCACGAAUAAAGUUUAAAGAUUUU
Molecule: messenger RNA, 3286 nt
Organism: Rhincodon typus (whale shark)
Lineage: Eukaryota; Metazoa; Chordata; Chondrichthyes; Orectolobiformes; Rhincodontidae
Gene: relch
Product: RAB11 binding and LisH domain, coiled-coil and HEAT repeat containing
Exons: 19
Coding region: 185-2104 (639 amino acids)
Biological process (GO): intracellular cholesterol transport
Cellular component (GO): recycling endosome; trans-Golgi network
Molecular function (GO): protein binding
Source: RefSeq, a predicted model, not a curated record